This is a messenger RNA of Etheostoma cragini (Arkansas darter), 2787 nucleotides long. RefSeq names its product tRNA methyltransferase 9B (gene trmt9b). Gene Ontology annotation, cellular component: cytoplasm; nucleus. Gene Ontology annotation, biological process: tRNA wobble uridine modification. Gene Ontology annotation, molecular function: tRNA binding; S-adenosylmethionine-dependent methyltransferase activity. NCBI's taxonomy places the organism in Eukaryota, Metazoa, Chordata, Actinopteri, Perciformes, Percidae. The transcript is spliced from 4 exons. The coding region runs from base 313 to 1617 and encodes 434 amino acids. The record is from RefSeq and is a predicted model, not a curated record.
CUUCCUAUCUUGACAGGUGUGGAGGUCAACAUGCUAUGGAUUUGAUACCGUCCGGUGCACAGUACGCUGCUGGCGGGGACACACCGCAGGUACUUCCCUCCUCUUACGUUACCCGUCCUCGCGAUGUCGGUGCCGGUGCCGCCGUGUCGAGCGCGUGCCUCUGAUCUAGAUCACAGGUCGAUCAUAUAGAUCAGAGCCAGAGAGGGAAGUUUACCUCCAGCGACCCGAGGAGAGAGAGGCGGAUAACGCUUUAACUUGCACGGUGUACGGCAUGAUACUGUGAGAAGGCUGCAUGCGGCAGCCUGGACGGACAUGAUGGAGGAGGCUGCCAGUCAGCUGGAGAGAGACCAUGUGCACAGUGUCUACGACAAGAUCGCUCCAUAUUUCAACGACAGCCGCUAUAAAGCCUGGCCCAAGGUACGCCAGUUCCUGCUGGACCUGCAGCCGGGGAGCAUUGUGGCUGACAUCGGUUGUGGCAAUGGCAAGUAUCUCCACAUCAACGAGGAGGUGUUCAAGCUAGGGUGCGAUGUUUGUCGCCCCUUGGUGGACUUUGCCUGGAGCCAAGGACACGAGGUCCAGAUGUGCGACGGCCUGCAUUUGCCUUACAGAGACGGCUGCUUCGACGCCGUGCUCUCUAUUGCAGUCAUCCAUCAUUUGUCCACCAAAGAACGGCGUAUCCGAGCAAUAAAGGAGAUGGCUCGCACCCUGCAAGUGGGCGGACGCAUCAUGAUCUACGUGUGGGCCAUGGAGCAGAAACGCCGUCGAUUUGAGAAACAGGACAUCUUCGUUCCCUGGAACCCCAACCCCCACUCGCCCUCCGGCUUCAACGCGGAGCACGCCACACCCAGAAGGAGGGCCGCAGCUCAGAGCGCGAGCGAAGCCAUAGACAACACCGACAAGCACAGGAAGGUUAGAAGCACAUCGUCCGUUGCGGACGAGGAAGACCUGAGCGGCACCACGCCACAGCAGAGCACACAGAGACUGUGGUUCUUCUCCAGGUCUCUGGAUUCUGUCUUCGACUUCGGAAGCCUGUCCAUCUCCCGCUCAUCCUCCAGAGAUCUGAGCACUUUAUCAACACCCACAGGCGAGAACGACGGAAACAAGGCCAGCCGGCGCGGGAGAGGGCAACGCCUCAUCAAGCAGGUCUCCAGCUUCUUUUACCCGCCGUCUGCGAUCGGAUCAGAAGAGGACGUCUUUGACUCGGUCCCAGGCCUGAACAAGGGACAAAAUGAUCCCGGAGGCAACAACAACCCCACCACAACCACUAAUAACUACAACAACGGCCCAGCAAACCAGACUGUCGCAGUGUCUUUAGUCCAGGAUUGUGGCUCUCUGGCCCUUCCAGAUCUGGUCCCUUUCCAGGAGCACCUGAAGCCGUCCGGAGACGAAAGCAGAGGAGGGCUGCAGGGAGAAGAGCAGCAUCAGAGCACAAGGAGUCCUCAAGGGAGCGAGGGACGGGCGGAGGGCUCCUGCCUGAGGUACUAUCACGUCUUCAGGGAGGGCGAGCUGGCGGAGCUGAUAGAGAAUCACGUCGAAGAGCUUCAUGUCAAACACACCUACUUUGAUCACGCCAACUGGUGUGUGGUGGCAGAGAAAGUUCAGGUGUGGAGAAUAUGAUUUUAAUUUUUACAUUUUGCAUCAACUCUGCCUCAAGUUUUAGCACUGAAUCACACAGAUAAAGGUUAUUACACCCGUGUGACUAAAAGGUGAAUACAUCUACUGAUGCAGCCAUUGCUGAAGGUACAUGAAACACUAAACUACUCCACUGCUAAAAUUCUCUAUUCUCUACUCCAAACCACUGUUUGGAAAAUGUAAUUUAUUAUUAACUUAUUAGUUUUUAACAGUCCCUAGAGCAUUAAAUGUUUUAGAGGGUAUCACUGUAAGUGUGUUGCAGCAGCAGUGGGGUUGCACAGAGGAUGAACAGCAAUGGCUGACAAUUAUAAACUGUACCACGUUUUUUAAUUAUUUUUUUUUAAGUAUUUAUUCGAUGUCAUGAAACCAACAAGCAGUCCCCAGAUAUCCAGUGUGUGUUCUCUUUUAGGAUCAAGAUGAGUUUUUAAUAUGAAACCAUGGCGAGCUCCAGAGUGGGUAAUGAUUUUAACUUUUUAUUAUUAUUUUUUUAUUUUUUUUUAAAGAGCAUUUCUGCAGGAGAGAUGUUUGGAUUUUUAAUGUUGGCCAAAGAGAAAUUUGUAAGAAUUAAGUAAACUCUUCCACCUGCAGUGUAAACUUCUUACUUCAUUAUUUCGUGUCUGCCUGUUUUUACAAUCCUUAUCCCUGACUGUGAGCUAAACUUACAGCAAGUAUCUGUUAUGAACUUCUUGGUGGGUCAUGUGUAAUCCAUCAUAACACUAUCAUAAGAAGAGCUCAAAGUUGUGGAGAAUAUCUUCCAGAACAUUUGUGCAUUUGCUUGUUGUGUUUUAUUCACCCAAGUGUUUCGAAGAACGUGUUGCCAGUGUGUGUGCGCGUGCGUGUGCGCUCGAUGCUUGUAAUAUUUGUGUACUGUCUCGUGUUGAACUAACACCACUGGUUUGUUUCAGCAAAUCAACUGCCUCAUAUACUGUGAAUAAACAUUGCACUGUAAAAUUAAUCUGUCGCUGCUUGAUGUCAGUGAGUGACAUAGAAAGAAACACGUUAAUGUUCCCGUUGUUUCACGGACGAUGCCUGUCCUUCUCAAUAGUGUGGACCAAUAGUUUGUUCUGAACGGACACCGGUACCUUAAUGUCUCUGUGACCUGAUGUAAAGACUUUUGAGUUUGAAUUUGUUUUUCCUUAUUAAAUAUUUUGAUCA